This is a messenger RNA of Erythranthe guttata (spotted monkey flower), 1327 nucleotides long. RefSeq names its product GCN5-related N-acetyltransferase 4, chloroplastic. Gene Ontology annotation, molecular function: N-acetyltransferase activity. Gene Ontology annotation, biological process: N-terminal protein amino acid acetylation. NCBI's taxonomy places the organism in Eukaryota, Viridiplantae, Streptophyta, Magnoliopsida, Lamiales, Phrymaceae. Gene Ontology annotation, cellular component: chloroplast. The record is from RefSeq and is a predicted model, not a curated record.
AAGAAAAAAAAAAUAAAUAAAUUCAAUAAAGAAUCUGUGUUUAUUACAUUGUUUUUCAACACAAAUCAUCCCAGACAAAAAGAAAAAAAAAACAUCAAAAGCCCAGAAUCAGAAAUAAAAUCAAGUGUUCUUCUUUCUCCAUCUCUUUUCUCCAUCAUCUGUUGGAGAGAGAGAGAGAGAGAGAGAGAGAGAGAGAGAGAGAGAGAGAGAGAGGGUUGCAAUUGCAAUUGCAAUUGCAAUUGGUGAGAGAUGGCGAUGAUUUCUUUGGGAAGGGCAUCACCGAUGGCAACAGUUGUGAAUAGAAUCAUCACCCACCACAACCUCAAUUUCAAUAACACCCAAAUCAAGAAUCAACCUUUUUCAUCAGUUCCCACGUGCGGCUUCUCUCUCUCACCUCCCCACACACCAGGGGUUUGUAGAGCAAGCCAAGUGGCUGAAUUAUUCCCGACAACAUCACCGGAAAUUGUUGUUCGAGAGGCAAGGAUCGAAGACUGCUGGGAAGUAGCCGAAACACACUGCAGUUCUUUCUUUCCGGAAUAUUCUUUUCCUCUCGAUUUUGUGUUCAGAAUCGACAGGCUUAUUGGAAUGCUCUUUGGAUUCUCGAUACCAAAGGGAUGCAAAAGAACUUGCCUAGUUGCUGUAACUGGAAAUUCCGGUCAAGAUUCGAUCUUUUUAUGGAACGAUGAUUUCAAAAUCGGAGGUUUCGAUGGAAAGUUGAGUCUCGGUAAAGGGUGUAUAGCUGGAAUUUUGACUGUCGAUACUGUAGCUGAUUUUCUUCCCAGAAAAGGUCCUCUUCGACUGAGAAGGACAGGAAUAGCGUACAUAUCAAACGUUGCCGUACGAGGAAUACACCGUAGAAAGGGAGUUGCAAAGAGGCUAAUAGCUAAAGCCGAGGCAAAGGCUAAAUUAUGGGGGUGUCGAGCGGUUGCAUUGCAUUGUGACGUAAAUAACCCUGGUGCAACUGAGCUGUACUAUAGCCAGGGCUUCAAAUGCAUUCAAGUUCCACAAGGUGCAAAUUGGCCUCAGCCCAAGAUUUCACCCGAUAUGGAGUUUAAUUUCAUGAUGAAGCUUCUUUAAUUCUCUCGACGAGUCUUCGGGGGUAAUUUAGGAAUUUGAAAAUACUCGAACGAACGACACGUAAAUUUGGAAAAAAAAAGAAAGUUAAUAUGGAUGUAGCUUUGUACAUAUUUGGAGAUGGUUAGUGUGUGUAAUUAUUGUGUUUGUAAUUGUGAUGUUUGUAUAAUUGUACAAUUUGGUUUGCCACUUGGUGUGAUGUGAUUAGUCGAAAAGCUAGCGAUUUCUUCGUUUAAGUUAUGAGUUUUUCUAU